Messenger RNA from Stereum hirsutum FP-91666 SS1, 1432 nucleotides. Its product is annotated as NAD-P-binding protein. Gene Ontology annotation, cellular component: membrane. The record is from RefSeq and is a predicted model, not a curated record. Bases 466 to 1281 code for a protein of 271 amino acids. The transcript is spliced from 5 exons. Gene Ontology annotation, molecular function: oxidoreductase activity. NCBI's taxonomy places the organism in Eukaryota, Fungi, Basidiomycota, Agaricomycetes, Russulales, Stereaceae.
CGGCAGACAUCGUGGCCGUCGCUCUGAAUCAUCGACGACCUCAUGACUCGACCUCACACCAGAUCGUAACAACCUCCCGUCAAAUGCCCGCAGAUCCAUUCUGCUAUGACGCGCUUCUGAGCGCAUCGACGGCCAAUGUCCUACAUCCUCGGUCCCGGCGCGGCCAAAGGACUCAUUCUUGCAGCUCCAAUUUCUUCCUUAACUUCCUACUUACACUCGUGUGAUCGUCGUUUUCACAGGAUCUUAGGAUGUCCAACGGGAUGCGAACUCCGUCUUACGAGCAUAAGAUGAGCUUUGUCAGGCUAUCCACUGCGAUCCCGCCUCGGAGACACUUGCGAUCCUAUGUUAAAUAUCCCGCGCUGACCCAUCACCGAAGUACAGUUCCAGCCCGGUACUCGCAACUGGAGACCGACAUCUUACAGACGACUGAAACUAACCUAUCGUUAUCAUACACACUCUGCCUCAAUGUCCGCCCCCAUUGCUCUCAUCACAGGCGCAAACCGCACCGACGGCAUAGGCUACGCAGCUGCCCGUCAACUUGCUAUCCAACAUGGUUUCACCGUCGUACUAGGCUCUCGUACUCUCUCUCCAGCUCUUGACGCCGCCGCCAAGCAGCUCGAGAAAGAAGGGGCUAAGAACGGGGUACAUGUUGUUCAGAUCGAUGUAGGUAGUUCGGACAGCGUGAAAAGGGCGGCGAAAGAGGUGUCGGAGAAGUUUGGAAAGCUCGAUGUGCUGGUAAACAACGCCGCGCUGAGUCUCCCUCCCUCUCGCCCUGAGUACACCGACGCUUGGCCACAAAAGAUCCUCGAAUUUACGGAGCAUACUAGAAAAGACUUUGAGGAAGUAUUCGCGGUCAAUGUAUUUGGGGUUGUCGAUACUAUCAAUGCCUUCGCACCUCUCCUCGCCAAGUCUUCCUCCCCACGUAUCGUGAACGUCAGCUCUUCCGUUGGCUCUUUGGACUUUGAAUCCGCUUUACCCGCUGGCCACAUGGGAGGGAGCCUUAUCGCCUAUAACACUUCGAAAGCUGCUCUCAACAUGCUCACCGUCAUGUACAGCAAAGAUUUACCGAAGCUGAACCCCGCAUUCAAGGUCAACUCGGGAUGUCCAGGUUUCACUGAUACGUCGUUCAAUAAACAUAUCGGAAGCCGCACACCCGAUGAAGGCGCCGCAGUCGUUACGUGGCUCGCCACACUUCCUGAAAGCGGGCCCACUGGGGGGUUUUACUGUGAUUAUCCUCCGUAUUCGGAGAAGAACGGAGAAUUCAAGGCCUUGAAGUGGUAAUCGCUGGCAUGGAAAGUGCGUUCUGUUGUUGGUGACAGUCGUUGAAUGGUCGUGCGAAUGGUGCUUUGCUUAGCCCGCGGUGAAUGUCGACAAAACCUCACUAUGUAAAAGUAUCUACAAUGGCAAAUGCAAGGAACACAUUCUGAUAAUU